Molecule: messenger RNA, 882 nt
Organism: Arachis duranensis
Lineage: Eukaryota; Viridiplantae; Streptophyta; Magnoliopsida; Fabales; Fabaceae
Exons: 3
Coding region: 1-882 (293 amino acids)
Source: RefSeq, a predicted model, not a curated record
AUGAGGCAGGAGGGGAUUCCUGGGCAGCCGGCUGGAUUUGGCGCUAGAGAUGGUGAAGGGUCUGCAGGUCUGACAGAGUUUCAGUACAAGGUCGUGGAGUCUGACUAUUGCCGGUAUGUGGGCAAGUGUUCUGUGUUCGGGAAUGGGUGCACAUGGUUGAUUCGCUUGAGUCUCCGACAGCGCAAGGAUCUUUGGGAGGUCAAACGGUACAACGGACCACAUACGUGUCUCGCCACCUCCAUCUCCAGUGACCACAGGAGUUUGGAUUACCAUGUGAUAUCGGCAUUCAUUAUGCCAAUUGUUAAGGAUGAUGCAUCCGUCAGCAUCAAGGUGCUCCUAAAUGCCACCGCCGCACACUUUGGGUUUAGGCCGACAUACAAGAGGGUCUGGUUGGCCAAGCAAAAGGCUAUUUCCCUCAUCUAUGGUGACUGGGAUGAGUCAUACAACGAGCUCCCAAGGUGGGUGUUAGGAGUCCAGUUGAUGAUGCUUGGUACUGUUGCAGUCCUUAGGACGAGUCCUGUUCGUGUCGGUGUACAGCUGGGCGAGUCUCAAGCUUAUUUUCACAGACUAUUCUGGACAUUUCCACCGUGUAUCGAGGCAUUCCAUCAUUGCAAGCCCCUAGUUAGUAUUGACGGCACCCAUCUCUAUGGCAAGUAUGGGGGAACGUUGCUUGUCGCGAUUGCACAGGACGGGAACUCCAACAUACUCCCUGUGAGCAUUAGUCGAGGGCAUAACGGCAUCAAGGCUGCGCUUGAGGCUCCUGACGGAGGAUGGUUACCUCCGUCUGUAUACCGGGCAUUCUGCAUUCGACAUGUAGCGGCAAAUUUCGCCCUAACCUUCAAGGGCAAAGACGCAAGGAAGCUACUUGUGAAUGCGGCGUAG